GAUGGUUCUCAAACUGUAUGUAAGAAUUACCUGGGGCAUUUGUUUAAAUCAUUUCCACAGCCCUGAGCUCACAAAAUCUGAAGAAAUGACAGUGACGACCAGUAGCCAUCAUGUCUAGCAAAUGCACACAGAUGAUGUGGAUGCUUUGGAGUCCAUGGACCAGUUUUGCAGAAUUAUUGAACAUACGAUGACAACAGCUGAUAGCAGAGGCCGUGUCUCAUGUACUUUGGGCCAGCUUCCUUCAUCUUUGUGUUCUCUCUCAACAUUAGGAAAAUGGAAAUUAUCACAAGGACCAGAAGGGUGCUGGCCAGGAUGGUAUCAGGAUUGAAAAGCCAGAUCUCAUCUCAAAAUCCUUAACUUCAUGACACCUGCAAAAGCUCUUAAAACCCUGUAUCCAAAUAAGGUCAUAUCCUUAGGUUCCGCAGGUUAGGACUUAGAUAUAUCUUUUGGGGGUCACCUGUCAACCCCACUGCGUGUGGAACCAAGGACACUGAGGGACAGAUGUACUUUGCUAUUACAGAAGCCUUAGAAAACUAAUACAUUUGGCUUGUGGGUGCAUCACUACUGCAAUCUCUGCCCCCGUCUUCACGUCACCUUCUUCUCUGUGUUUGGUGUCUACCUUCCUCUGAUUCACUCAUAAACACCUGCCAUGGCGUUUGGGGCCAACCUUAAAUCUAGGAUAUGCUCAAAUCUUGAAAUUCUUAACUUUACAACAUUUGCAAAACCCCUCUUUCCAAAUAACGUUACAGUCACAGCUUCUGGGGGUUAGGACAUCCUCUUAAGUAAUCCCCUCAUGGGAAAUCACGGCAGCGUUACUUCCUCUUCAUCUUAACAGCAUUCACUGGGAAUGACAGCAUUGUGGUUUUGAGCCUCUGGACUGCGGGUGCCUGCAGCCCAGGUCACAGAAAGGGACCACUGGACUUCUGCAGCUCUGUGUCCUCUAUCUGGAGCCCACAGGCGUGCCCCUUUGAUGACACACUCUCUGUGCUGCACGGUUUGGCUGCUCACCAAACUGUUUGGAGCUUUCUGCUAUGGCCCAGCAGGACGCGCCCAAGCCCACUCCCGCAGCCCGCCGCUGCUCCGGCCUGGCCCGACGGGUGCUAACCAUCGCCUUCGCCCUGCUUAUCCUGGGCCUCAUGACCUGGGCCUACGCUGCCGGGGUGCCGCUGGCCUCCGAUCGCUAUGGCCUCCUGGCUUUCGGCCUCUACGGGGCCUUCCUCUCGGCGCACCUGUUGGCGCAGAGCCUCUUCGCGUACCUGGAGCAUCGCCGGGUGGCGGCGGCGGCGAGGCGCGCGGCGGCGCGGGGGCACCUGGAUGCAGCCACCGCGCGCAGCGUGGCGCUGACCAUCUCUGCCUACCAGGAGGACCCCGCGUACCUGCGCCAGUGCCUGGUGUCCGCCCGCGCCCUGCUGUACCCGCGCGCGCGGCUGCGCGUCCUCAUGGUGGUGGACGGCAACCGCCCAGAGGACCUCUACAUGGUCGACAUGUUCCGCGAGGUCUUCGCUGAGGAGGACCCCGCCACGUACGUGUGGGACGGCAACUACCACCAGCCCUGGGAACCCGCGGCGGUGGGCGCGGUGGGCGCCGGAGCCUACCGGGAGGUGGAGGCGGAGGAUCCCGGGCGGCUGGCGGUGGAGGCGCUGGUGAGGACUCGCAGGUGCGUGUGCGUGGCGCAGCGCUGGGGCGGCAAGCGCGAGGUCAUGUACACAGCCUUCAAGGCGCUUGGAGACUCGGUGGACUACGUGCAGGUCUGUGACUCGGACACAAGGUUGGACCCCAUGGCACUGCUGGAGCUCGUGCGGGUACUGGACGAGGACCCCCGGGUAGGGGCUGUUGGUGGGGACGUGCGGAUCCUUAACCCUCUGGACUCCUGGGUCAGCUUCCUAAGCAGCCUGCGAUACUGGGUAGCCUUCAAUGUGGAGCGGGCUUGUCAGAGCUACUUCCACUGUGUGUCCUGCAUCAGCGGUCCUCUAGGCCUAUAUAGGAACAACCUCUUGCAGCAGUUUCUUGAAGCCUGGUACAACCAGAAGUUCCUGGGAACCCACUGUACUUUUGGGGACGACCGGCACCUCACCAACCGCAUGCUCAGCAUGGGUUAUGCUACCAAGUACACCUCCAGGUCGCGCUGCUACUCGGAGACACCCUCCUCCUUCCUGCGCUGGCUGAGUCAGCAGACUCGCUGGUCCAAGUCGUACUUCCGUGAAUGGCUGUACAACGCGCUCUGGUGGCACCGGCAUCACGCCUGGAUGACCUACGAGGCGGUGGUCUCGGGCCUGUUCCCCUUCUUCGUGGCGGCCACGGUGCUGCGUCUGUUCUAUGCGGGCCGCCCGUGGGCGCUGCUGUGGGUGCUGCUAUGCGUGCAGGGCGUGGCACUGGCCAAGGCGGCCUUCGCGGCCUGGCUGCGGGGCUGCCUGCGUAUGGUGCUGCUGUCGCUCUACGCGCCCCUCUACAUGUGUGGCCUCCUGCCUGCCAAGUUCCUGGCGCUGGUCACCAUGAACCAGAGUGGCUGGGGCACCUCGGGCCGGCGGAAGCUGGCCGCUAAUUACGUCCCUCUGCUGCCCCUGGCGCUCUGGGCGCUGCUGCUGCUUGGGGGCCUGGUCCGCAGUGUGGCACAUGAGGCCAGGGCCGACUGGAGCGGCCCUUCCCGCGCAGCGGAGGCCUACCACUUAGCCGCGGGGGCCGGCGCCUACGUGGGCUACUGGGUGGUCAUGUUGACGCUGUACUGGGUGGGCGUGCGGAGGCUUUGCCGGCGGCGGACCGGGGGCUACCGUGUCCAGGUGUGAGUUCCAGCCAUGCGGAUGCCGCCUCAAGGGUCUUCAGGGGAGGCCAGAGGAGACCUGCAGGGCCCCCGAGCCACGAGCUUGCUGGGUGGUUCUCUGGGCCUCAGUUUCCCUCCUCUGCAAAACGAGGGGGUCAGCAGCCCAAGAUUCUUCAGUCUGGACUAUACUGGGACUGGGACUUCCGGGUCUCUAGGGAGGGGUAUUUAUUGGUCAGGGUGUGGGAUUUGAGGAGCGGAGGGGAAAGGGUCCUGCUUUCUCCUCGUUCUUAUUUAAUCUCCGUUUCUACUGUGUGAUCAGGAUGUAAUAAAGAAUUUUAUUUAUUUUC
Molecule: messenger RNA, 3105 nt
Organism: Piliocolobus tephrosceles (Ugandan red Colobus)
Lineage: Eukaryota; Metazoa; Chordata; Mammalia; Primates; Cercopithecidae
Gene: HAS1
Product: hyaluronan synthase 1
Exons: 5
Coding region: 1032-2783 (583 amino acids)
Biological process (GO): polysaccharide biosynthetic process; hyaluronan biosynthetic process; extracellular matrix assembly
Cellular component (GO): plasma membrane
Molecular function (GO): hyaluronan synthase activity
Source: RefSeq, a predicted model, not a curated record